CCGGGGCGGGGAGGGUCCGUUACUCAGUCCCCAGCAGCACAUCACCGACACAACAUGGCGUGCAAGUUCAUCGUUCUCGCGGCGCUCGCCUCUAUGGCCCACGGCGGAGCCAUCGGCGUGGCCACCCCCGUCGCCACCCAGUACACAACCUACGCCCACGCCCCGGUAGCCGUCGCCCACGCCACCCCCGUUGUGCAGAAGACCGUCGAUUACGACCCCAACCCCAGCUACUCUUUCGAGUACUCGGUGUCGGACAGCCACACCGGCGACGAGAAGAGCCAGCACGAGAGCCGCCAGGGCGACGUCGUCCAGGGCUCCUACUCCCUCAACGAGCCCGACGGCACCCGCCGCACCGUCGACUACACCGCCGACCCCGUCAACGGCUUCAACGCCGUCGUCCACAAGGAGGCCAGCCACGUUAAGGCCGCAGUGCAGACCUACGCUGCCGCCGCUCCGGUCGUCCACGCCGUCCACGCCACCCCCGCCGUGCACACCUACGCCGCUGCUCACCCUGUCGCUUCCUACGCCUCUGCACCCCUCGUCCACAGCACGCCAGCAGUCCAGACGUACGCUGCUGCAGCGCCCGUCGUCCACGCCACCCCUGCCGUGCAGACCUACUCCGCUGCUCACCCCGUCGCCACCUACGCUGCUGCUCACCCCGUCGCUACCUACUCCGCUGCUCACCCCGUCGCCACCUACGCCGCUGCUCACCCUGUCGCCACAUACGCAGCUGCUCACCCCGUCGCUACCUACGCUGCUGCUCACCCCGUCGCUACCUACUCCGCAGCUCACCCCGUCGCUACCUACGCCGCAGCUCACCCCGUCGCUACCUACGCAGCAGCACCUGUCGUCCACAGUGCCCCUGCUUUCCAGACAUACGCUGCUGCCCACCCCGUAGCCCACGCCACGUACGCCGCUGCCCCCGUAGCCCACGCCACGUACGCCGCCGCCCCCGUAGCCCACGCCACGUACGCUGCUGCACCUCUGGCAGCUUACUCCGCCACCCCUGUCGCUCACCACACAUAUGCCACCUACGAGCAUGCCGACCACAUUGAGCUCCAUCAUUAAGUCUGUGUGAGUACAGCUUAAAGUUCGUAUGACUGAUAUGCAGACUGAUAACUCUGUAAUAGUUUGUUUUCAAUAAACAUCGCUAUUUUUGUUAAA
This is a messenger RNA of Frankliniella occidentalis (western flower thrips), 1164 nucleotides long. RefSeq names its product cuticle protein 19.8-like. Gene Ontology annotation, cellular component: extracellular matrix. Bases 55 to 1068 code for a protein of 337 amino acids. The record is from RefSeq and is a predicted model, not a curated record. The transcript is spliced from 3 exons. Lineage: Eukaryota; Metazoa; Arthropoda; Insecta; Thysanoptera; Thripidae.